UCAUGGGGGCCAAGUACAAGAAAGAUGCGGCAAUGGCUGCCGGUCCGCUGGUGGCGCUGCGCAGCAACUGCGAUUCCUCCGCCGCGUCGCCACCGGAUCAAUCGCACGCCUCGGGCUGGCGCCACAACAGAUUCCUCCGUGGCAUUCUCAGAACGUUCAUGAGCUUCUUGCCGAUUCCGGCAUUUCCCCCUUGCAAGUGGCUCGCGCUCCCCCAGGGAUCGUCCUCCUCCUCGCAGCAAUCCGUGGGCAGCAUCGUCGUCGGGACGCUCUACGGCUAUCGUCGCGGUCACGUCUUCCUUGCCGUCCAAGAAGACCCCAAAUCCGAGCCCGUGGUGCUGCUGGAGCUCGCGACGCCGACGAGCUGCCUGGUCCGGGAGAUGUCGUCGGGGCUGCUGAGAAUCGCGCUGGAAUGCGAGCGCGGCGGCAGCAAUCGGGGGUUUCUCUUCCAGGAGUCGAUCUGGUCGAUGUUUUGCAAUGGGCGCAAGGCGGGCUACGCGGUGAGCCGGCAUUGCGGCGCUAGCGAUACCAGGGUCCUGGGUCUCGUCCAGUCGGUAUCCAUGGGCGCGGGGGUUCUUCCCGGGGAGAAUCCCUCGCCCUCUCCCGGCGAGGAGCUCAUGUACAUGAGGGCCAAGUUCGAGAGGGUGGUCGGAUCGAACGAUUCGGAGGCGCUCUACAUGGUGAAUCCCAACGGGAGUGGCGCGCCGGAGCUCAGCAUUUUCUUCCUCCGGAUCUAAGAGGCGAUGACCUCGACUAGCUCUGCAGUGGCAAUGCGAUGGAUCGUCGGUUGCGUGUAAUAUAAGUGUUUGUGUGUGUGUGUCUGUGUGUAUGUGGGCUGUGUGUACAUUUUAGCGUCUGGAUCAGCGCAGCGAACGCUUGGCCGACGAAAGUACUACAACCACACUGUUUUGUCAAUAAGAAGGAUA
Selaginella moellendorffii is the source of this 923-nucleotide messenger RNA. Its product is annotated as protein MIZU-KUSSEI 1. The coding region runs from base 3 to 734 and encodes 243 amino acids. Gene Ontology annotation, biological process: hydrotropism. The transcript has a single exon. The record is from RefSeq and is a predicted model, not a curated record. NCBI's taxonomy places the organism in Eukaryota, Viridiplantae, Streptophyta, Lycopodiopsida, Selaginellales, Selaginellaceae.